AUGCAGAGUUUUCGCCCGGUGGCAAGAGGUGCUCACCGGGCCCUGUGCCAAGUGCGAAGCCUGGCCACUGAUGUCUUUCAACAGCAGCGGUUCAACUUCCCCAAGGCUUAUGAGAUCAUCGGCGCCCCCCAAGUGAGCAGCAUCAGUCGCAAAACGGAGAUCAUUUGCACCAUUGGCCCCACGUCCUGGGAUGCCGAGGUGCUCGCAGGCCUGAUCGAUGCAGGGAUGAACGUCAUUCGCUGCAACAUGUCCCAUGGAGACCAUGAAGAGCAGACCAUGAAGCUGGAAAACUUGGCCAAAGCCUACGAGCUCCGACCACAGGCCAAAGGCAGCAUCAAAGUUCUUAUGGACACCUGCGGGCCUGAGAUCAGGACCGGUUACUUCGAGGUUUACAACGAGAAGAAGAGGCUGAAGGCAGGUCAGCCCUUCAGACUUCUCACAGAUUACAGCGUGAAAGGCGAUGAAAACCAGGUGGCGAUCACCUACAAAGACCUCCCAAAGGAUGUCCAAACAGGUCAACAGAUUUUGAUUCAAGACGGAACAGUCAUCCUGGAGGUUACAGGAACAGGACCUGACUUUGUGGAUACCAAGGUGUUGAAUGACGCUCGCCUGGGAGAGAAGAAGAACGUGAAUGUCCCUGGCGUGAAGAUCAACUUGCCUGUGGUGGAUGAGCGCGAGAUCAAGGACAUUGUGCAUUGGGCGAAUCCUCAUAAGGCGGAUUACAUCGCCUUGAGUUUCGUCCAGUCUGGCCAGGAUAUCAUUGACUGCAGGAAACACUGUAACAGUCACACAAAGAUCAUCGCCAAGAUUGAAAAUGUUGAGGGUCUUCGCCAUUUUGAUGAAAUCUUGCGAGAGGCAGAUGGCAUCAUGGUUGCCCGAGGUGAUUUGGGGAUGGAGAUUCCAAUUGAGCGUAUUUGGAUGGCUCAGAAGAUGAUGAUCAAGAGAUGUAAGGAAGCUGGGAAGCUUGCGGUCACCGCCACAGAGAUGUUGUCCUCCAUGGAGGACAAGAUGUUUCCCACUAGAGCAGAAGCUUGUGAUGUCGCCAAUGCUGUUCUUGAUGGCAGCGACUUUUUGAUGUUGAGUGGGGAGGUGGCGAAUGGUGCCUUUCCCAUUCAAACCUGCGAGAUGAUGAGAAGGAUCAUUGAAGAGGCAGAACAUGCCCUGGACUUCUGA
Messenger RNA from Cladocopium goreaui, 1173 nucleotides. Lineage: Eukaryota; Dinophyceae; Suessiales; Symbiodiniaceae. The record is from the annotation of a GenBank genome assembly.